AUGGAAAGAGAUGAUGAUCCAUGUAAAUUAUUUGUUGGAGGUUUAACACGAUCAACAACAACUGAAAUACUUCAUCAAUAUUUUCAAAAAUUUGGUGAAUUAACCGAUUGUAUUGUAAUAAAAAAUCCAACAACAAAACUUUCUCGUUGUUUUGGUUUUGUACAAUUUACAACACCACAAAUAGCUGAUCAUGUUGUUGAAUCACGUCCUCAUAUUAUUGAUGGCAAAGAAAUAGAUGUUAAACAUGCAUCAGCUGAAAGUCAUGAAAGACAUCAACUACAACUUGCAGCAGCAGCAGCAGCUUCAGCAGCCGCCGCCGUAGCAGCAGCAACAAUGACACAUGAACGAAAUCGUGAAUUAUCACCAGAUAGACAAAAAAAACGUUCAAGAUGGGAAAUGCAACAAUCAGAUGAUUCAUAUCGAAAUUUAAUAUUACCACAUGAUAUGAUUACAUUAAAGUCAAAUACUCAUAUAGCUUUUAUUCAACGUGAUAUGAUAACGUAUCCAAUACCUUUAAAAUAUUUACGAGAAGAUAAUCAUUCACUAUCGUCAAAUAACAAUUCGUAUUAUUCACAACAAUCUCGUCAUCAACAUAAUAAUAAUUUUAAUAAUAGAAUGUAUCAAACUUAA
Adineta steineri is the source of this 630-nucleotide messenger RNA. The record is from the annotation of a GenBank genome assembly. NCBI's taxonomy places the organism in Eukaryota, Metazoa, Rotifera, Eurotatoria, Adinetida, Adinetidae.